Messenger RNA from Schistosoma guineensis, 1247 nucleotides. The record is from the annotation of a GenBank genome assembly. NCBI's taxonomy places the organism in Eukaryota, Metazoa, Platyhelminthes, Trematoda, Strigeidida, Schistosomatidae.
GAUAUAUUUGAUGGGCUAUCGGUAUGUCGAAGAAACGCUUGAUCUAAGCUGGCUAAUAGUUGGAAAGGACGCGUAGCACGAUGUACCCAAUGGCGAUCUGGUGUGAGUGAUCGAGCACCUUUAGCUGGGGUCUCUAGCAAAAUCAGUGGGGCCGACUUCAUGGUCGAUACGGGACACAGGCUCGGUGUAGCGCAGUACACAAAAUGUAAGGAAAAAAUACAUGUUGUGAAUUUCAUGGCAUGAAUCAAAGACAUUACCAAGAAUUGUCCUACUAAACUCUUAUUUAAUGAACCAAGUAGUGCUUGUACAACAACCUGUCUUCGUUACAUCUGAUAACAUAAGUGUAUAAAUACUGAUCGGACUGAGCUGUGGAUGUUACAGUUACAGUCCAUUUCGUAAAAUGUCUGAUCGCGAUUCUAGACUUAGAGCCAUCGAGUCAGCUGUCGGGAUUAUACCGAACUUUCCAGUGAAAGGCAUUCUCUUCCGUGACUUCUUUGGUGUUUUCAUGAAUCCUGUCUUAACCCAAUAUCUAUUGGAUGAAUUAUAUUAUGUGGCGACAUCCGAGGCAGCGUGUAAAUGUAAAAAGAUAGAUGUUGUUGUGGGUCUCGAGUCACGUGGUUUUCUACUUGGACCAGCACUUGCCCUUCGUCUGAACUGCUCUUUCGUCCCUAUUCGAAAAGCAGGAAAACUUCCAGGUCCUUGUUACUCUCAUCGAUAUACAUUGGAAUAUGGAACUGAUACCGUAGAAAUGCAAAAGAAUGUUAUCAAUUCUGGUGAUAAUGUAUUAUUAUUGGACGAUGUUUUAGCCACUGGUGGAAGUCUUGAAGCUUGUGUUAAUUUGGUAAACCUAUCUGGAGCUAAGGUUUUAUUCAGCUUGUUGUACAUGGAACUGAAGAAUCUGCCUGGACGUAAAAAACUAGAAGAUCUUGGCGUUCCUGUUUAUUCACUUUUCCAAGUUUGAACAUGCUGUCUUGUGUGGAAAUGCCUUAUUCUCUCAUACUUCGUUCCAUUUUUAUUACUUGACAUUAGUUAUUUUUCCUGCAUAUCUGAGAUACCGAAAUGCUUUUUAUAUAUUGAAUCAUAACGUGUUAUUGUUGGUUGUGGAAUGUGUCUCUUAAGCAAUUGAGUUCACUUCUGUAUGUAGAUGCUUAUCUUAACUAACUUCCCCAUUAUUUUGAUUUCAACUGUUCGGUGACUUUGCUUGUAUUAUCAAUGACCGUUAUUUAAGAAAAAGAAGACUUUUCAGC